Linderina pennispora is the source of this 546-nucleotide messenger RNA. RefSeq lists its product as uncharacterized. The transcript has a single exon. Bases 14 to 460 code for a protein of 148 amino acids. The record is from RefSeq and is a predicted model, not a curated record. NCBI's taxonomy places the organism in Eukaryota, Fungi, Kickxellomycota, Kickxellomycetes, Kickxellales, Kickxellaceae.
UUUUUUGACAGCGAUGGAGCCAACAGUCCUCACCUUUACCAAGGCACAGCUUGAGAAGGCUCGCUCCAAACGCAUUACCCUAGCAACAGUGGCCAUGGUUUUUCUUAGCUUUUCUAUCAUUUUAUCUGUAGCUUGCAUUGCAACCGGGAUUCUCUUUGAGCUCAUAACUGGAGGCAGGACAGAACGUAGACCUGAUGAUAUCGCUUUGGACAAUAGAACUGAGAAGACUAUCAAGGCCGGCUAUGCAUUGCUAGUUGUUGGAUUUGUAGCAGUUAUAGCUUUCUCUGUCUUGGUGAGAAUGCGUGUUGUGUUCCGCCGGAAGCUCCGCGCUCUUGAUACUCCACCAGAGUUCAUUCUCGCGAAAGAAGCCAGGAAGCGCUUAAAGGCGCAGGGUAUCAUCACCAAAAACUUUGUUGUCAUUGUGGCUCUAGAUGAUGCACCUACGGCGGAUACCUCCUAACUUGUCUCUUAUUAUACAUGUCGUAGCAAUUAUGUCAACUCUCACUCUUUCUCACAUGCUAAUUUAGUUCAACGAUAUACGCUAGC